This is a messenger RNA of Pseudo-nitzschia multistriata, 2180 nucleotides long. NCBI's taxonomy places the organism in Eukaryota, Bacillariophyta, Bacillariophyceae, Bacillariales, Bacillariaceae. The record is from the annotation of a GenBank genome assembly.
GCACACGUUGAACAGAAGCAAAGUCGAACGUGCGGUGCCACAAUAGCGCUCGGGGAAGUUGUUUACCGGCUGUAACAUGGCUCUACCAAGAAACUCUGCGGUGAGGCAUCGUUGCCAUCGCCUCAAUCGGUGCCACUCAGUUUGGGUGCCAUCCCUGGUUCUUUUCGCGAUAUUUUAUCCCGAUGCCGUGAAGGCGUUUACAACCGAAACGGGCACCUACCUUUCGUGGAAAGAUGAGAUUCGUUCGAUGCAUGGGGCGGCGGCGAUGAUUCACCCCGAUCGAUUGCAACAAAAAUUACUCUGCACCACAUCCUUGAAUGCAUCCCCACCAGAGGCAAGCGAGGAAAAGAUAAACCUAAUGGAAGAGGCCUCCGGAAAGGAGUUUCUGGAGUACAUGUUUCGCCACAGAGGAUGCCAGGGUGAACCUGACGCCGUUACAAUACUAGUCGAUGAAUCCACCGGCUACAGAGGCCUGUACGUCUCCUGCAAAGAAGGCAUCCAAAAAGGAGACUACAUUUUUGCCGUUCCCUUUUCUUCGGCCUGGAUUGUGGAGAGCGAAAAAGACGGCGAUGAAUGUGGCGGUGGCAGAGAGGGGGAACUGUCGGACUCCGAGCGCGGGCUCCGCUUUUGGAACUGGCGGAACGAGCGUGGGCGAGACAAAUCGAACGAGGACGACGACGACGACUGGAAACCCUACCUUUGUCUCCUUCCGAGCAACGAAAGCAACGACGCGUCGCUGUUCGAUCCGACGCCCGACUUUUGGCCCGACGAUGAGAUCCGAGCACUCGAAUUGCCCCUAGCAGUGGAACAGGCUCUCGCAAAAAAGAAGAUGGUCCGGGACCAGGCGGCGGCAAUUGCCGCGGAUCACAGCUGCAACAAAAGCAUCGUAUCCGAAGACGAGUUGCGGUUUGCUACUUGGUUGAUUAAUUCGCGAGCCGUCACUGUGAUUCUCCAGAACGAGGACGAAAAGGAGGAAGAGGAUCACGAAGACACGGACGAGGACGACUAUCUCGAUGUCGACAACGAAAACUUCACAGCUACAUGCGUCUUGGUUCCCCUUUUAGAUAUGAUCAACCAUUCGUCGGAAGUACCGAAUGCCUAUUUCUCUGUGCUUGGAGACGAUGGAGAUGACGAUGAAGAUGAAGGAGUACAGGAACAAGACGACGACGACGGGGAGGAGCUAUUUUACGCCGUGAUUGCCGAUCGGGACAUCCGCGAGGGCGAAGAAAUCUUGAUUUCCUACGGUAGCGAACAAGACUCGUCGCUCGACCUUUUGCUCCAGUACGGGUUUGUUCCCUCCGAGAACCCCUUCGACGUGGACUUCUGGGAUUCUCUUUCUUCCGAGUCCGACAACGACACGGACGGAUACGGAUACGGAUGUGGAGGCUCCCUCGAUGGUUCCUGCUGGAGCACGACCCUCGAGGAGGACGUGGAACGUCGAAACCAGCUGUCGCUGGCGACAACAGAAACCGAAACCGAUGGGUUGACGGUGGGCGAUCAGCGUAGGUCAAUAGAGAUCGAGCGCAUCAUACUGGACUUUCGGAUCCGCAUGAAACGCGCCUUUGCAGAUUGGAAGGCCUGAUCAAAUGCAUUUCUCGUAGAUGCAAAUGGCAUACCUCUGUUCCAUAGCUUGGCAGGAAUCAAACGUUUUUUGUUGUUGCGAAUACCCUGUCUCCGUUCCGGAGCUUGGAAAUGAGAACGUCAAUGAAGGUAACCCUUUCGCAAAGAUUACUGCUCUUGUCCUUUGAAAAUAGAGAACAUCACUGAAGGCGACUCUUUCGCAAAGAUUACUGCUCUUGUCCUUUGAAACUGUUGGAGAAAGAACCUCCCAUUUCUCUCCCAAUCAAGGAUACAACGUAGAGCUGUCUUUGCCAUUGAGGGGAUGUCGCAAAAGUGCAUGUAAUGAGGUGCUAGUGUGAAAUUACAAGUGCAAGGAGCAUGCAUGGAGCAGGGCAUCAAAGAUACAAUGUUUGUAACGAUAGCAAGACUUUCCGAAACGUCAUUGAUGCAGUUCACGGGAAAAGUUCCAAGAUGAGAGAAAAAUGACUAAGGAGUGUGGUAUGGUAGCGGAUUGGUUCGAAUUAUGUUCUUUACGUCGAACACCAUUUUGAAAUGAUGUCAUGUGCUUUCACUAGCCGUUUCGUAGUCUGCCAUGGACAGAAUAAUCAAGAUGCAUAUUC